This is a messenger RNA of Mobula hypostoma (lesser devil ray), 1323 nucleotides long. RefSeq names its product coiled-coil domain-containing protein 63-like. NCBI's taxonomy places the organism in Eukaryota, Metazoa, Chordata, Chondrichthyes, Myliobatiformes, Myliobatidae. Gene Ontology annotation, cellular component: axoneme. The transcript is spliced from 9 exons. The record is from RefSeq and is a predicted model, not a curated record. Gene Ontology annotation, biological process: outer dynein arm assembly; cilium movement. Bases 90 to 1265 code for a protein of 391 amino acids.
CCUGUUCCAAACUGACUGCAAAAGGUAAAAAUCUUUUGCCUUUUUUUUUGAAAGGAAAUUAUUCAGACUCGCAGCCUUGCCCUGCUGACAUGAUAACAAUUGAAAGGAGAGAUCUCCUUGCCAGGAUGGAGGCAGAGACGAGGAUAAAUGCUGUGAAAGAAAAAAGUGCGAAAGACCUCCUGCUGUACAACACGGAGAUAAAGGAACUAAUGCGUAUUAUUGAUCACGAGUCAAAACUUAAGGAAUUCAUGCUGAUUAAAUUCCGACAAUUUUCAAAAGAAGCUACAGUCCUGAACGCCGAAUGUGGAAACACAAUCCUGGAGCACAGGCGGAGUUAUGCUGUCAACACCGUGUCGGUGUCAGGGAGCUGUAGCUUGGACGUGAGGUUGACCGUCAUGGUGCCACAAGCGGGCGCAGUCGUGGAAGCCGGGAAACAGCGCAGAAAGCGCUGGCGGAACUCAGCCGAUCAAUCUUCGGAUAAAGUUAGUAAGAAAACUGCUCAAGAAAUUGAAUAUGAGGCAUAUGAAGAAGUGUAUAACCAACUUAAAUAUCUGACUGGCAGAGACGGACUUUACAGUUUGGGCAAUGAGUUUAUCGCCAAGGAAGAGAAAAAUUAUGCCCUGUUUAAUUUUAUAAAUGAAAUUAAUAUUCAAUUGGAACACAUGCAAGAGAAGAUCCAGAAUAUUAAGGAUGAAAUAUUACAAAUCCAAAGCCAGCGCAAGCAAAGCGAGGAAGAAAUGCACAAGGUGAUAAAGGAGAUAGAGCACGUCCUUGAAAGUACAAUUGAACAGACGAAUAAGUAUGAAAAGAUAUACACACACAGGAACAAAACCUUGGAUCAACUGAAAUCCAGCGUAGAAUCCCUUGCCAAGAAAAUACACUGUGACUUAAUGCCUAUCGAACAGAAACUGUGUGGUCACGAGGGCAUCUUAAAUUUCAAUGCACUGGAUUACUUAGGGAUAAUUGAAAGAAAGGCAAUAGAGCUGCUACAACGCUACAUGUUGACAGUCCAGUUAGCUGAAAUGGAGAAGGAAACUCCCCCGCUCAGUCUCGCAAGCAGCGGAACAAGUACUCCAAAAGUGAAUAUCUUGUUAGCCGGUACGGAACUGACCAAGUACGUGAAACCCAUAAAAAUCAUUCCUCCAGUAAUAGAUUAUGACAUUGAAGCUGAGACGGAGAACGAAACCGAUACAGAACUUUUAUUUCCCAUGAAUUACUAUCAGUUGCGUGAGCUGGUUUUACAUGAACUGGAAGGCGGAAAAUAGGGAAGAAGUGGAAUGGAGGACAUGAAGUCUGAAAAUUCAACGGGGAUCCUGUGUAACU